This is a messenger RNA of Varroa destructor (honeybee mite), 1317 nucleotides long. RefSeq lists its product as uncharacterized. Gene Ontology annotation, biological process: sodium ion transmembrane transport. Lineage: Eukaryota; Metazoa; Arthropoda; Arachnida; Mesostigmata; Varroidae. The record is from RefSeq and is a predicted model, not a curated record. Gene Ontology annotation, cellular component: plasma membrane. Gene Ontology annotation, molecular function: ligand-gated sodium channel activity.
CCCUGCGGCCACGCAGUCUCUGUGCGCAGAUCAGGUUGAGGUUGUACGACACUGAUGUAGGGAAAAAGGUUCGAACAAGCAGCUGUACGCUUCGAGCGAAAAUAGAACUCGUUACUCAAAUAUGACUACAUAUGUGUGUGUGUAUGUGUGUGUAUGUCUGCAAGCGGCCCGCUAAGUAAAUGAUUUAUGAGAGACACACGACACCCGUUGACGAUUGACUUGGCCAGCCGGUUAGAGCUGCCAGAAGCAUAUCGCGGAGACUCCGACCCUUAGGCGACCUUCAGAGAGGACCGAGGUUAGUUCGUGUUUCUGAGAUACCCCACGCAUGCAUUCAACCGUACAUACAGAGAGGCUGGAUUGAAGCCUCCAAACAGACUCUUCUCAUGCCGUAUGUCCUCAGCGGACGAAACCUGCGAAAGCUUUGAUUGUAUUGACGGGAUCCGCCAUCUAAACUACCGCGCGCCAUUCAUGGCAUGCUAUACACUGGAUCUGCUGCGCUAUCUCGAGCGUGGUCACGCCUACCGCAAGUGUGGCAAUAAACACUCUUAUGAACUGUAUCUCGAGGCAAGCUGGAAUACAUCGGAAACGAUGUCAUCGAUGGACGCUGAAUUUUAUCCGAUACUUCUUCACGACAGCGGAGUGUAUCCCCCGGAAACGCUGUAUAUGGCCGCAAUGUCGAAAGGACAGAUACGGGACUAUUCACUGGCUCAACUAGUAUGGCAACGCCUGGAAAAGCCUUAUUCCACUAGAUGCUGGAACUACAUUGAGAAAUUUGGACAAAGUUCAAUUUUUCGCGGGAACAUGGCUAGAAGAAGCUGUGAGCAGCAGUGCCAAAUGUUCGCGGAAGUCGACCUCUGUGGCUGCGUUCGAGGUAUCCACGAGUUUCAGCACUUUCAGCCGCAUGACGUUUGUCCAGGCGUACUAGAGCAAGGCAAGUGCACCGACGUCGUACAGACACCCGAAGGGGCAUUACGAAUGGCUCAAUGCGCCGCUAAGUGUAACCAGGAAUGCAAGACCGUGCGAUACGACGUCCGUCUUGGAGGUAUCCAGACGUUACCGACUAUCAAGGCUGGUGAGAGUAAAGUGAUUCGUGCUGCAGUUACCUUUUCUUUUGGAACCUCCGUCGUUGAAUACUACAUUUACAAACCGUUAAUGUCUUUGGAGGGAGUCGCAGGUAUUUUAGCUGGCUUCCUCGGCGUUUGGCUAGGAACGAGUUUUGUCGAGACCUUCGAACGGGUAUUUAGCAUCAUGUGCAUUACCAACGAUCAGUGAAAAGGUCCAAGGGAACGGAACGUUGAAUACGAGUCUCAUCGAUUG